Molecule: messenger RNA, 3020 nt
Organism: Malurus melanocephalus (red-backed fairy wren)
Lineage: Eukaryota; Metazoa; Chordata; Aves; Passeriformes; Maluridae
Product: septin-2
Exons: 13
Coding region: 91-1140 (349 amino acids)
Biological process (GO): cell division; cytoskeleton-dependent cytokinesis; regulation of exocytosis
Cellular component (GO): cell division site; synaptic vesicle; septin ring
Molecular function (GO): GTP binding; GTPase activity; molecular adaptor activity
Source: RefSeq, a predicted model, not a curated record
AUGCGGGAGGGCUGCGGGGCGGAGCGAGGAUCGCGGCCUGGCGGCGGGAGCGGCCGCAGCCUCAGUGUCUGGAACUUGAAGUAACGAAACAUGUCUCAGUCAGGUGAAAAAGUAAAGUUUUCCGACUCGGCAGGCUAUGUGGGAUUUGCUAAUCUGCCCAACCAGGUUCACAGGAAAUCUGUGAAGAAGGGCUUUGAAUUCACACUGAUGGUGGUUGGUGAGUCUGGCUUAGGAAAAUCCACUUUAAUUAACAGUCUGUUCCUGACUGAUCUUUAUCCAGAACGUUAUAUUCCUGGAGCUGCAGAGAAAAUAGAGAGAACAGUUCAAAUCGAAGCUUCUACAGUAGAGAUAGAGGAGCGAGGGGUGAAGCUGCGUUUAACUGUAGUUGACACACCAGGAUAUGGAGAUGCCAUUAACAGCCAGGACUGCUUCAAAACAAUUAUCCACUACAUUGACAACCAGUUUGAGAGAUACCUGCAUGAUGAGAGUGGUCUGAACAGGCGCCACAUCAUAGACAACAGAGUCCACUGCUGCUUCUACUUCAUCUCUCCUUUUGGGCACGGACUGAAGCCAUUAGAUGUAGAGUUCAUGAAGGCUCUUCAUGGAAAAGUCAACAUUGUCCCUGUGAUUGCCAAGGCUGACACCCUGACGCUGAAGGAGAGGGAGAGGCUGAAGAGAAGAGUUCUGGAUGAGAUUUCUGAACAUGGCAUUAGGAUUUAUCAGCUGCCUGAUGCAGAUUCUGAUGAAGAUGAGGAAUUUAAAGAACAAACCAGAGUUUUAAAGGCUAGYAUUCCCUUUGCUGUUAUUGGAUCCAAUCAACUUAUUGAAGUGAAGGGGAAAAAAAUCCGAGGCCGCCUGUAUCCCUGGGGAGUUGUUGAAGUUGAAAAUCCAGAGCACAAUGAUUUCCUCAAGCUGCGCACAAUGCUGGUAACACACAUGCAGGACCUGCAGGAGGUGACCCAAGACUUGCACUACGAGAACUUCCGUUCCGAGAGGCUAAAACGCACUGGCAAGCCUGUUGAAGAGGAAGUGGUAGACAAGGAUAGAAUCCUCCAGCAGAAAGAGGCUGAGCUACGCCGCAUGCAGGAGAUGAUUGCCCAGAUGCAAGCCCAGAUGAGGAUGAAGCCUGGUGAUGACUAAGAUGCUUAACAUCUGGAUACAUCAGCAGCAUACGGUUCUCUAAGUGGAUGGGUGCUCUGUAUUCUUUGCCCAAGUGGUAACGUUCAAAUGCAAAAGCUGGAUGCCACAGACCAAGACCUGCGUUAAAACAAACACAAAGUCUGAAGAUUGUGUUGUAAAACUGCUYGUUUUAUAUAUUCAAUGUUAUUCAACUUAUAGUGUAUCUUUUUGGAUUCUUUUGGUAACACUGUCUUCAUACUUAUCCAUGUGAUUUUAUUAUCCUUCCUAUACCUUUUUAUUCAGAAACUGCUAAGAGUACACUGCUUGGACUAGUCACUGUGGUGGGUUUAAGGAAUUAAUCAUUUAUCUGCUAGGUUGUUCUGAAUGGUUUCGUGGUUAACACUAAGACUUUGUGGCCUGUUUACAGUAAAUGUACGUGUGUUUGCACAGUGUUAUAACUUUCACCUGCCAUUUUAGGUUAUUAUGUAUCGUAUCAGUUUCUCAGAACUUUCUCUGUGCUUUUGUUGCUUUUGAAGCUUCAUCYCUGGUGAUUUGCAUUUGUGUGAUGUAUGAGAAAAUGUACAAAGCGCCGAUGAUUCACCAGUGAUUCAAAAAAGCUGACUUUUCUAAAUCUCYGUGCCUUAACACACCAUAAACACUCCACACACCAMCAACUUGUGUGGAUGCCUCUGGAGKUUUGGCUUCAGGUCUCAAAUAUUGAUGGCAAAAAUUUGUCACAGGCAUUUCUGUCAGCUGAACAAUGGCAUGUACUGAAUUUUUAUAUAUACCAUAGCACUACUUUUCAUUGAAGUUUUGUAAUAAAUUGUAUGAAUGUGGAAAACAUUGACUUUUUUGGGGUGGUUUUUGUUGUUCUAUUUCAUUUUGCCUUUUCACGCUUAUGUAUGAAACUCUGUAAUGGCAUUGUGGACAGUGCAUAUUCAAAGGAAUUGUGAUGUUUACCCUGAAGGUGUUUUGAAAGUGUUUUCUAAAAUUUGUCUACCUGCAAACUGCUUUGAUUUCAUUUCAAAACAACUUUCAAAGUGUUUUACCUGGAAGUUAGGUAGCAAAGCUUCAUAUCCACUUUUUUCCCAAAGUUCAUUAGGCAUCUACUGAUGUCUUUAGAUGGGUGAAUGUCUUGGAAAAUCUUUUUACACACCUUACUUUAUAGGUUCAUGAAUGUUGCUAUUUCCUUUAUGUCAUUACUGAGUUAUAGCUCUCUUCUGCAUUCUUUUGUAGUUGUGUGUUUUAUAUAUGCACAAGUGUAAAUUACUUUCCAAGUAUGGAGUUGAGACACUUUGUCUUCUGUACUAAAUUGGGGUGUCUUUCAUGUAAUGAUUACCCCUAAUUUUGCUGUCUAGCAAUGAGUGUUUGAUCAGGAUAGGAUUCAUAAAUUAUUGGCAUCACAAGAAUGCAUAUUGGCUUAUUUGGAGUUCAACUGCAUAAAGUGGACAUUACGUUGUUACUUCAGUGGCUGCUGUAAUGAAGUUGAAAGAAGAAAUGGAGUGACAGAUUUGCAUUCACACAAAUUUUCUUCUGAUUUUAUGAAGAUUUGAAUUUAACCAUGUCUGUCUGUCCAAAGGCCCAAGGUGAGAGAUUUAAUAGCAAUUUUUUUUUCAUCAUUUGUUUGCUGUCGUUUGCACCUUUCUUCUUGUUUUUCUUCCAGGGUUUUGCAUCAUAUUUUGCAACCUUCUUAAUUAUGUGCUGUCCAUUUGUGCUUGUUAAAGUCAGGACAGCCACACCCCUCCUGAGGAACCCAGACUUCAUCUGGAGACAUGAGUUACAAGCUGGGUUAGCUCUCUGAGCAAAGGUGGCAUGAAAGCUUAGUCUUUCAAAGCCAGCUAGGGCAACGGGGAAGCAGACUGUCAAAAACAUCUAGUCUUUAAAAAACCUUCUGUUUUUAA